Psylliodes chrysocephalus is the source of this 675-nucleotide messenger RNA. The record is from the annotation of a GenBank genome assembly. Lineage: Eukaryota; Metazoa; Arthropoda; Insecta; Coleoptera; Chrysomelidae.
AUGUUCUUACGAACAAUUGGACUGAAAACGGAUGGAAUAAUUACGCAGCAUAUGCUAGCGAAACAAAAAAAUAACGGGUUGCCAAAAGUUUUAGACGAACGUGGAAAGACUAACAAAAACAAAGAAAACAAUCACUUCAAUGAUGAUAUUGCAGAACACAUAGAAUCAUACAACCCUCAAGUAUCUCAUUACAAUUUACAACAUGCACCUCAUCGAAGAUACUUAACAUGUGAUCUGAGUAUAAGGGUAAUGUGGAAAAACUUUUGUCUGAAUCCUGAAAAAAAAGUAUCUUAUAUAGAAAAAAUAUUUGCUUCUAAAAAUAUAAGUUUCGCCCAGCCAUCACAAGACGAAUGUUCGCAAUGCUCUUUAUUUAAACUACAUAAAAUUGAGCACGCUACAGCUGAUGGAUUAUCAACGGAUAAUUUCAAAAAAUGCUCAUCAUUUCUAAAACAUAAGGAAACGUAUACACAGGCCCGCGAGGCCUACAAGAAAGACAAAGCUUCCAAUAGUGGCCAUAAUCACAUAGUCUAUGCGGUGGACAUGCAAAAAGUGAUUUUAAUUCCCAAAAUGCCUUUGAAGAAUAUAUUUUUUGAGAGUCGACUCGUAGUUUUCAACGAAACAUUUGCAUGUAUGGGCAAAAAUAAAAUUUAUGCGUUUUAUGGGAUGAAUCAAUAA